Molecule: messenger RNA, 1944 nt
Organism: Salmo salar (Atlantic salmon)
Lineage: Eukaryota; Metazoa; Chordata; Actinopteri; Salmoniformes; Salmonidae
Product: junctional adhesion molecule A
Biological process (GO): establishment of endothelial intestinal barrier; intestinal absorption; cell adhesion
Cellular component (GO): bicellular tight junction
Source: RefSeq, a predicted model, not a curated record
CAGUUUCGACGGAAUACCUAUCAUAUUGUUCUACAGGAGCAGUCGGUCGUUGCGGAAGGGCGUAGAGUUCUUGUUCGUCGAAAGUAUAUAUUUCAAACCGAGUGGGCCAACGUGUCAACAAUUACUGAAUUGCACUUUGUUUGCUGGAAUAAUCUAAUAUUUUUUUUUUAUACCGAAAUCGGACACAUCGCUGGCUUUUAAAACAAAGGCUUCAGGUGUUGGGGCCGACAUGUUUGUCAGCGGCUUGGUUUCGAUGUUUCUAUUCUUUCAUGCAACAGGUGUAGAGGCCUUCACAGUUACAACCAAAAAUCCAGAUGUGAGGGCUAAAGAGAAUGAGGGGGCUGAUCUUUACUGUACUCACUCGGCUGACUUUGGGGCAGAUGCCAGAGUUGAGUGGAAGUUUAGGGACAUGAAGGGUUCUACGACCUAUGUCAUUUUCGAUGGGAAACCCACCACACUUUAUGAGGGCCGUGUCACUAUGUUUGAUGGGAUGCUGAGGUUCAACAAGGUGACGCGCAAAGAUAAUGGGCAGUAUCAAUGUGAGGUGUCUAACAAACAGUAUGUUGGGGAUACCAAAGUGAAUCUCACUGUUUUAGUACCUCCAUCCGUGCCCAUGUGUAGGAUCCCUGCCUCUGUGACGACGGGGCAUCGCGUGCUACUGUCCUGUCAUGAUGCAGAGGGGUCUCCUUCCCCCACCUACAAGUGGUAUAAGGACAAGACCCCUCUUCCUGUGGACCCCAGCCAGUUCCCCGCCUUCAAGAACUACACCUACAAGAUCAAUCCUCUCAAUGGCAACCUGGAGUUUCCCUCUGCUUUGGUGAUAGAUACAGGAGACUACAGCUGUGAAGCUAUGAACGAUGCCGGCCCUGUUCAACGCUGUCAAGCUGUGAGGAUGGAAGUCCGCAACAUCAACACUGGAGGUAUUGUUGCUGGGGUGAUUGUGGCUCUCCUGGCCCUGGCCCUGCUGUGCUUCGGACUGUGGUACGCCCACCGCAAAGGAUACAUGCCCAAAAAGAGUGAAAGCAAACCCUCAGUGGUCUACCAGCCAACAUCGGAGUCUGGCGAUGAAGAUGGGGAAUUCAGACAGAAGUCUUCUUUCGUGGUAUAGCCAGGGCGUGCAACACAUGUCCAGGAUAUACCCAGGAGUCUACAGCCACUAGUGACUAUGGGUGCGUCCCAAUAACAUCUCCCCUUUCUCCUGAAGUGUGCUGUCGUUCACUUCUUCCCACAAAUCUCAAAACAUUGGGUUGUUGGAGGCAUGGGUUAGUGGGUGUUUCCACCGUAUUUUUUAUACCAGUCAUUAUCUUUCAAAUCAGUGAAGGGAAGUGAACAAGUGCACACUUUGGGGGUAGAAGAGAUAAUUGGGACAUAGCUUAUAUAUGACAAUACCACUGCCCCUUUUACCUGCUCACUGUGGAUAGGUGUGAAUUGGUGUGCUUUGAUUUUAAUUUUUUUUCAUAUGUUUAUAAAAACAAAAUGAAUUUUGAAAUAUUUCUCUAACUGGCAAUUACCUACAUCUGUACUAUUUUGUGGUGACUGUAUGUAUAGAUUUGAAAAAAUACUUUCACUUAUACUUCAUAUUUUAAGUGCCUCCGUUCUGUGAAAGAAAUCUCGCAUUUAAGGAAAUGUAAGGGGAAAAAAACAGGAAAUUAAUUUAUGAAAUCUUAAAGAACACUGGCCAUUCAUUUUCUAAUCCUAUUACUACAUGCCUUGCUUUCUUAUGGCUUUUCCCAAAUUGCACAAUAUUCCCUAUAGAGUGCGCUACUUUGGACUAGGGCUCUGUCAUUGUGUAGGGUAUUUGGUGCAGUUUGGUACACAUACCUUGUGUGUUAUGUCUACUCUAAAUCCAUGCUUUCAGUGAGUUGUAAUGUGAAAUGUUUUGUUUACGAUAGAUAUAGAAAUGUGUAUGGCAUUGUGUUUGUAUUAAAGUCAAACUCCAUUGUA